Coregonus clupeaformis (lake whitefish) is the source of this 2607-nucleotide messenger RNA. RefSeq names its product thioredoxin-interacting protein-like. Bases 264 to 1454 code for a protein of 396 amino acids. Gene Ontology annotation, molecular function: ubiquitin protein ligase binding. The record is from RefSeq and is a predicted model, not a curated record. Gene Ontology annotation, cellular component: cytoplasm. The transcript has 6 exons. Gene Ontology annotation, biological process: protein transport. Lineage: Eukaryota; Metazoa; Chordata; Actinopteri; Salmoniformes; Salmonidae.
UGGUCUCCACAUAUAAAAGCUGCACCUUCUUCGUUUAUAGAUCAUAAAGUUAACAUGAGAGUAGGUUACACCUGAUGAUAGUCAUACACUAAAGCAAGCAUUUUGCGCUGGUUCGCGGUCGUAGAACUCUGAAACCCACUCAGUCAAUCAUAUUGACUUUGACUGUCUUAUUGAACAACAAAACAUCAACUUCGAAUUGGAAUAGCUCUGAACUUCUUGCAUUUCAAAUCUUCUUCGACUUGGAUAUCUAUUCAAUAGCGAACAUGGUUGUUAUGUCAAAGAGAGUGAAGACCUUCGAGGUUAUUUUCAGCGAUCCUAGCAAGGCUUUCUACUGCAGUGGAGACAAAGUAGCCGGGAGGAUUGUGGUGGAAGUAGUGGAGGUGACGAAAGUCUCGGCUAUGAGAGUGCUCGGAGUUGGAUGCGCAAAAGUGGAAUAUGCCAAAGGAAAGCAGAAAUGUCGACAGGAGAAUGAGUACUUGAGAUACGAAGAGGUUGUUCAACUUGAUGACCAGCCAGCUGAUCAUGAUGGAUCUGUUAUCCUUAGACCUGGCAACAAGUACGAGUACAUGUUUGGAUUUGAGCUCCCCCAGCAAGGGCAGAUUGUGUCUUCCUACAAGGGCAAGUUUGGCUAUGUCCAAUACUAUGUCAAGGCCUUUAUGGAGAGGCCUGCUCAGCCUGCCCUGGAGUGCCAGAAGCACUUUGAGGUGGAGGAGCCCCUGGAUGUGAACACACCAGAUCUGCUGGCUCCUACAGGUGGCAUGAAGGAGAAGAAGGUCACCUGCAUGUUCAUUCCCGAUGGCCAGGUGUCCCUGAACGCCAAGAUUGACCGCAAGGGGUUCUGUGAGGGUGAAGACAUCUGCAUCAGUGCCAAGUUUGAGAACACCUGCUCACGCAUUGUGGUGCCAAAGGCAGCCAUCAUCUCCAAGCACACCUACCAGGCCAAUGGUAGGACCAAGGUCUUCCGACAGAAGCUCUCCUCUGUGCGUGGCAACCACAUCAUCUCCGGCAUGUGUGAUGCCUGGCAGGGCAAGACCAUCCGGGUGCCCAAGAUCAAGCCCUCCAUGCUGGGCUGCAACAUAAUCCGUGUAGAGUACGCCCUCAUGAUCUACAUGCACAUCCCAGGCAGCGAAAAGUUGAUCCUGGAGCUGCCGCUGGUCAUCGGCACAGCCGGGCUUGGAAGCCGCACCAACAGCGUGAGCAGCACAGACGGCUCUGUCAGCAACGCCUCAGCCAGCUGGGUGUCCCUGCGCAUGCCUUCUGCUCCCCCCAGCUACUGCGACAUCACCCGUGACUGCCGCCUGGACCAGCCCCUCACGCCUCUGCUGAAUGACUACGAUGGCGAUGACAGCCCCAUCUUCAUGCACUCCCCAGCGUUCCAGUUCCCACCCCUGCCUGCCUACUCUGAGGUUGAUGAGGAGUUAAAUGGCAACGCUCAUAUGCUGCAGGUCUGCUGAACUACCUCGGCGCUUCCAGAACUCUAGGCCACUUUCGCCACUUAGCUCACUUGAGCAGAACAUCCAAACUACUUAUGGAGAAGUGUUGGACGGACUUUGGGAAGUGAUGUGGUGGCGGAUAUCGGCGCUGGCCCUGCAUCGAGAAAGGGAGAGGCUGUGACGGGCAAGAGGUUGAAGUGUUCUUGUGCCGGCGCUGUCGGCAAUCUUUGGUGCACCACCUAAGCUGAUCUUAUUCUGUUUCCUCCUGGACUGUUGCUGUUCCGGUUUCUGCACCUGACUGUGACACAGACCUCGUGGUUUGCGAUGUCUUGUCCAUGAGUUUCCCACUGGGGCCAAGCACUUGUUCUUAAGUCCCAAACUGAUUAUGAAUAAGCUCUUUGCUUGUUGGGUGUCCGUCCUUCAUGGUGUAUAGUUAAUUCAUAUAAUUCCUGUAUUUCAUGAAAAUUUGGGAUUUCAUCUGAGGAACCAUAUUUUGUUUAUUUCUAAAAUGAAAGUAAGCAAUUUUGUUAGGGACAUUGUCAGACAGAUGUUAAGAGAAUAUUUGUUGCUUUUGAGAAUUGCGGCAUGUUGAAUAUAUAUAUAUAUUCCCAAGGUAUCAAGGGACAAUCGAGCAUAUCAAGUCCAUAUAUUCUUCUGUACCAGUGUUUUUGAAAAAUGUGUUCAUUCUAUGGUAUAGCACUUUCUUAUGGAUGCAUAUUGUCUAGAACUGCCUACAGGAGAUCUCCUGGUUUAGAAUAGUUAGUUUCUCCGUGUUUAAAAAAAAAAUUUUUUAUGUUGAAGUGUCCAAAACAAAACUUCAAUAUAUUGUGGCAUCGCCUCACAUGUAUUCCAAAUGAGGGCUGAAUCACUAAGCCAAACUGGGGUGUAUUUAGGCUGAACUACUCCCACAUGCUCUGAGACAUUGACAAAUAUACCUUAUGUGAGAAUAAUAUUGUCAAUAUAUUUGGUGUUUCUCCUAGACAGCAUUUCACUGUGGGAUGCUUAAGCUGGUGCUCAAUUUUAUUGUUCUUCCUCAACUGAAUGACUGUAAGACUGAUCUGUGAGAACACGUAUGCAAUGCAUCUUUUAUAUUUUGUGCAUAUCAUAAAUUAAAAGUAUAUUUUUGUAUGAGACCCUAUGGAUUAGUUUUCUAUUAAUAAAAAGUUGAAAUUAA